Paramecium sonneborni is the source of this 835-nucleotide messenger RNA. The record is from the annotation of a GenBank genome assembly. NCBI's taxonomy places the organism in Eukaryota, Ciliophora, Oligohymenophorea, Peniculida, Parameciidae.
AAAUCUUCAUUAUUUUUUUACAUAAAUUUUAAAUGGGCAAUAAACCUCCUCCUCCUCCUCAACCACCUAAGACUGUUAAGGGUAUAAAUAUUAAUAUGUAUAACAAUUAGAAAUGGUCAAAGAAUUCUCAAGAACAAUUAGAAAAUUGUAAAGAGAUUUUAAUAGAGAAAUAAUGAGAAUGGAAAUGUAGAGCAAAAAACUCAAAACUGAUCUAGAAAAAGCUAUUAAAGCAAAAGAACCAAAGGUAAUUCAUUUUUAUAUUAUUUUAGGCAACAUAAAGAAUGUUUGCAGCAAAUUUAUUACGGAAUCAGCAAUAUAUUCAAAAAUAUUAAAGACUUGAUGCUUAAAUGAAUGAUGUUAUGUUCUAGUAAUUAUAAAGCAUUUAAUUUUAAUAUAGAUUAAAUUCAGCAGCAACGACCGAAACAUUAGUAUAAGUAAUGACAGGAAUGUCAAAGAUGAUGAAACAAGCAAAUUCAGCUAUUGAUGUUAAGAAUGUUUAAUAGGCUAUUGAGAUGUUUUCAAUAGAGAGUGAAAAAUAGAAUUUCUUGUAAGGUAAACUUAAGAUUUAUUUAUUAGAGUAAAUUGGAGAAAUUAUGAAUGAAGAAGCAGAUGAGUAUAAUGAUGAAAAUGCUGAUAAAUAUAUCUAAGAAGUUGAAUCUAAAUUAGCUGGAGCUGGUACUGGUGGUGGAGGAUAAAAAAUGAUGAAUAUGAAUCAACCAAUCUAACAAUAACAAUAGCCACAACAAUAACAAAACCCUUAAGAGAAUUUGGAUGAUUUAGAUGCCAAACUUAAAGCAUUAUGAGAUUUAUAUUAUUAUCUAAAAUAUUACAAUCA